This is a messenger RNA of Liolophura sinensis, 3595 nucleotides long. RefSeq lists its product as uncharacterized. The transcript is spliced from 3 exons. The record is from RefSeq and is a predicted model, not a curated record. Bases 94 to 564 code for a protein of 156 amino acids. NCBI's taxonomy places the organism in Eukaryota, Metazoa, Mollusca, Polyplacophora, Chitonida, Chitonidae.
CUGGGAGGUGAAGAGGUCACGACAUUGGAAUCACAAGACACACAGCACCAUUACAGAUUUCAUGUGAGCAUCGCCAGGGUUUCCGUGGUAACCAUGCUGACAUUGGCUGACUCCAAUUUCUUCUCGCAGUUCAACAUGUCCGAUUACGGAACAUACAUCUUUAACAGGGUAAAAUCGUUGGUGGAUGUUCACUUGGAAAAUAAAGAUGUUGAAAUCUCAAAACUUAUAGACUCCUUACAGCAAGUAGCGCUUCGCUUUUUGAUGUCCUCCCAAACUUACGAGAUGUUUACACCGGCAAACAUACUGAACGAAGAUGACCUCAUGGUUCGGAGAUUGAACGACCACUUCCUGUUGUUAGACAGAAGUUUACUGAUAUCACUAACACAGAACAACAGAAAGAGGCAUAUUUUAAGUGGUUCCAGUACACAGGAUGCAUUCUCUACUAUUGGGCAGCACAUUGAAAUAUCCAGAAUAACAGGAGAGUGGAAUCAAACAAUCUCAGCUGUGGAAAAUUUAACACAAAUGUUGACUGAGGCAACCUUGACCUUGAGAGUAGGAGAAUGAAGAAGGUCAAAGUGACCAAAGGUUCUAGUUAAAGGUCCGCGCCAGUGCUGGCCAAUCCAUAGGCAGAAUUUGUGCCAUGUGACUUUUGCCAAUGUAAAUCUGAUGUCUGACCAGGGCUUGUAUCCUGGUAACUACGCACAAGGUUUCAGAGGUCUCCAUGGCAACAUGUCUGCGAAGCUGCUAACAGGAAGUGCUUCUCUGUGUUUGGUUCAAGUGCAAUAUGGAAAGUGUGAUUCUGGUGAUGAAUUUGAAGGCAAAUUCUGAUUUUGAUAUUGUUGUAUCAAAAAACAGUUAGCUAUCACAAGAUGCUAGAGAGUAGUUUGCCGUAGAAAAGGAACUACUUGUGUGUAUUCAGAUGAAAGGGAAAACAUUAAACAAAAAUAAAUGAACAUAAAUUUUGUCCCCAAUGUUGUGGGAAGAUGUUCUUCUAUCAGUUAAGUGAUAUCAGUGUUUUUCUGAAACUCUUUUCUGAGUACCCUUCUAAUCUUAAAUCUGAAGUAGCAAUUAGUUUCAGUUGGACAUUUUGUGAAAUCAUUGAUAGCAGCAAACUAUUUUGGAGGAAGAACAAUUUUAUGCCCAAAACACAGAAAUUGAUGGAUUGGGUUUCUGAGGAUGAGAUUGUCAACCAAUGACCUAGCGGAUUGUAGAUCCCACUAGACAAGGGGAGUUUAAUUUCCAUCUGAAGGCCAAUUUAUUCCUGCCUGCUGUACUUGUUGUACUGAAGAUCUGUCACGCUGUGGUAUAGUGUCUCAACUUGAUGUACUUCACAUUUACCAGGACAUACAGCUGCGGACUCCACUUCUUGCUCUGCACAUCUCCCAGACUGUGGUUCACCCACUCAGUGGAACCACAGAAACUGACUUGUGAAAGGCAGGAAAGAAUGUUUUCAGUUAGAUUGUGUUUAUAAUAAGAUGUCUUGCUAAAAUUACAUUUAAUUUACUUACUGGUACCUACUUUUCAAUUUUGGCCUUACCCAGUUUUACUGAAAACCUUUGACAUACUUGGAUUUACAUUUACUAAUGGUUCUGGAAUAAUGUCCUUGCUGUAAAAGGCUGCCAUGUUUGUCCUAGUGGAAACCAUUCACAUGGGAAACCAGGACCUAAUUAAAGGUAUGCAGAGAAUAUUUAUAUUUUUUGUACUUUUUCUUGUAAUUAAUUAAUUAAAUGAUAUUAUCUAGAUCCAUCCAGGCUGUCAUAUCCAAAAUAUGAAAUAUAUCCAUAAAUUUGAUUAUUAUUUGUCAUUCCUGGAUAUUAGAAAUGUAAAAAAUUGAAGGAUUUUUCCCACUGGUAUGCAAUAAGCCAUGUUAAAAUUUUAGAAUACAAUUUACAUGUGAUUAGCAAUAUGGAGUUCAAUCAAGAAAGUGCUUACUAAGUAUUAGUCAGGCCAAAUUCUUGUCACUCCUGAAUGAAAAUCUGUGCAAAAAUAGUUUUUUUUUUUUGUUCUUUUUUUUAAAUGUAUGAUGCAAUAAUGAAAACAUACAUUUUCAAGAAGUGCCUUAAAAUCUACUUGUUAAUAUUGCUAAUUACAAAUAAAGGUGUAUAUUUUGCAAUAUAUCGGUGUCAGUCAUGUUGGUAAUAAACUUGGAAAUAUUUGAUAGAAAUGCCAUUUAGAUGAUCAGCAGUGUAUUGUGCUGAAGAGAGUGGAUGGGUGUUUGAUGAUUGAACUGUUUCAUGUGGUGAUGCACGAAGUACAUGUAUUUGCUGUCUUGAUAUGUUUGAUGUGGUUAUACAUGAAGUAUAUGCUGUUGAUAUAGCAUUUUUGACUAUUCUAGGCUUUUUAUAGUCACAUUCCUGAAGUGCUGUGGUGUGUUGUGGAUAUAUUUUUUCAUUUUGUACCGACAUACAUGUACAUGAUUUUUGUCUGAAUGCCAGUAAAUUGAGCUGGAAAAAUGACAUUUCUUUGCAGACCAUUUUGAACAUGUCUUAAAACUGAUUUGUACUUGUUGUUCAUAUUUUCCUGACAUAAGUAUGUGAAUCGAUUCUCGGUGUGUAUGUAGUCCAUAUAGACUGAACUUUGUGUAGAUCUGAAGGUUGCAAAGGAAACUGAGCAUGGACAUGGUGGAUGGAGAUUAAACUGCAUAAUUUUCCUUAAAAAUUCAAGUAAAUACAAUAAUGUAGAAAAGACAAAGAAUAUUUGGAUUUUAACAGAAAAAAUGUUUAUUUCAAAAUGCAAAAAUGCUUUUUCAGCUCUCGUACAUACUUUUAUUUGACUGGAUUCUGGAAGUCAUAUUGAUCUUUGAAAGGUAUUUUCAGGUUUGUUUGAAAGACUGGAUUAUAUCCUACUAGAAAUAUAUCAGUUUCUGUGCCAUAAGAUUACUUCAUUCCUUGUUUGUGAGUGUUUUUAUGUUUUAGUCCUGUAAGAUGAAAUCUCUAUAGUUUAUUUUGAGCCACAAUGAACGUCAUAUAGAUUAAACCUUUAUUCUGAUUUUAUUUUGGCCGAAAACAUGCAGUUUAACCUUUCGGAAUGUUGUCUGCUCAGUCCAGAGCUAGUAAAGUGUAAAGUAAAGAAUUCCAUGUAAAUAAGCACGAGUUUCCUUUUGUAGAUAUUGGUGUGUACAUCGUUAAUGUUUCCUUCAUCGAUGUUCUCUGUAAAUGUUUCCUUCAGGUACAUCUAUGUACAUUGUAGAUGUUUCCUUCAGGUACAUGUAUGUACGUUGUAAAUGUUUCCUUCACCUGUGAACAUUGUAAAUGUUUCCUUCGGGUACAUGUACGUUCAUUGUAAAUGUUUCCUUCAAUUUUGUUCAUUGUAAAUGUUUCCUUCACCUGUGUACAUUGUAAAUGUUUCCUUCGGGUACAUGUACGUUCAUUGUAAAUGUUUCCUUCAACUUUGUUCAUUGUAAAUGUUUCCUUCACCUGUGUUCAUUGUAAAUGUUGUCUUCAGGUACAUGUAUGUACAUUGUAAAUGUUUCCUUCAGGUACGUGUACAUUGUAAAUGCGUCCCACAAAAUGUGUGUACAUGUUGAUAAUAUGUAUAAAAUAUUACUGUACUGUAUAUUGUCAACGAGAGACAAAUCGUUAGAUUAGAAAUUAAG